UCAGCACGUGAGAGGCGGGAGAUGAAUAUGUUGGUGAAUUCGGAUGUAGAUCUGGAGGUGAAUGAAGGAGGUGAAUGCAGGAGGAGCCUGAGGUGCUCCAGAGCGCUAAUCAGCAUAUAUCUUCUUCACGCCACUCCGGAUUCUUCUUCUUCUUCUUCUUCAGCACUCCACCAAACAUCGCGCACCAUCUCCAGCGCCAAAGCAAGCUUCUUCAACUUCAACGGCUGUGAUCGCUCCGAGCAAGCAACACCCAUACCUCCACCUUCAUCUUGCGAACGGCUCCCACACUCGACAACCACUCAGACACUUCUAUAGCGAUACGAACCACAUCUUCCGCUACGAUGGCGACUCUGGACAGACUACCGGCUGAGGUGAUUGACGAGAUUACUCAGUCGGUCUCAUUUGGCGACACAUGCUCGUUGCGCCUUACAAAUCGGAAUCUGGAGGAGAAGGCAACUAGUAGCGCUUUCAAAGCCAGGUUCGAAGAGAAGAACGUGGAGAUGACCGAAUCUGGGCUCCGUCAGUUCGCCCAGGUCGUCGAGCACGGUAGCUUGUCGCAUCGCUUAAAGCAUCUUACGCUCGUUGCGCCAUUCUACCAGACCAACGCCCUCUCCGAUGAAAUCGACGAUGGAGAAAUUCGCACGCCCAGUCAGCUGCAAGUCCUCGGGCCGAAUGACAUGCUGGAAAUUGUUGUCGCGCGAAUGUCCAGUACGGACAAGGGGAGAAUGGAGUCCGAUUUGGAGGAACUUUACGAGCACGAGGAGGAAUUGCAGAUUCUGCAGAAGAACAACCUGGACCUGGCCUUGCUUGGGCAGGCUUUCUCAAGCCUCGGCAAGUAUGGCAUCACACUCGACACAGUCGUGGCGGAGCUGGUUCUGUACCAGGAGGACAGCGCCACGUCGAUGCUUCCCCUAUACAGUCCUAGCGAGGAAAUUGCCUGGGCUGCAGCUGCCCAUCAUGCGAAGCUAAUCCUCGGCCUCCUCACAGACGGUGUCCUUAACGUCAAACACCUGAAUCUGUUCAACAGUAGUCGUAUGGUGGGAACCAGCCUCGCUGUUUGCGACCUUGGCACCAUUAACUUCAACUCUUCGCGCUCGGCGGUCCGGAAACUCGAAUCUCUUUCGCUGAGUCUGUCCGAGGAGGAGCAACAUUUGAUCACUACGCAAGAAGACAGAUACGGCAGAGCCUGCUUCAGGGGCUUUGCGCAGAUGUUGCAGAGCUGCGAGAAUCUCCGAGAGCUCGACAUCGCCGACUAUUGUGUGGAGUGUGUCGAGGACAUUGCGGAGCGCGGACCGAAGCAAUCGCGUGGAAUUCUUCAUGCGCUGAAUCAAGCAGAACUCCCGAAACUGCAGGAUCUCACACUUCAAGGCUUCUACCUAGACCACAAUCAGCUGGAAGCUGUGCUUCACCGCCGCCGGACAGUCAGGAAGCUCACACUUCGGUGCAUUUGCCUCGUGCAGGGUAAUCUCGGAGAAGCACUGGAUUACUUCGCGCAAGAGACGGGGCUUGAGGAGAUUCAUCUCGACAGUAUGUUCAGUCCUGGGCGAGUGCAAUUCGAGGGUCCUUGGGUCGACGACCGGGUUAAGGACAAUCCCAUCCGCAAGGGCUACGAUGGUCUUCAAGCACACUGGCAACGAGGAGGUUGCGAUGGUACGGUUCAGUACAAGGUGUUCCCCAACAACGACCCGCCGCCGCACAAUGCCGCCGCACGUGACUGGUUUCAGGAUCUGGAGAAUUGGUAUGGGCCACCUGAGCGGCUGUGCUCCCGUGCUCGGCACCUACUGCAACCGGAAGAGAUGUGGCGGGCGGAAGACUUUUGA
Molecule: messenger RNA, 1820 nt
Organism: Zymoseptoria tritici IPO323
Lineage: Eukaryota; Fungi; Ascomycota; Dothideomycetes; Mycosphaerellales; Mycosphaerellaceae
Exons: 1
Coding region: 342-1820 (492 amino acids)
Source: RefSeq, a predicted model, not a curated record